CGGAGGUUGGGAUUCAGGCGCCGGACCGUUAAAGAUGCUCUAGCGGUUGGACAGUUUGAGUGACCCUCAGCAUCCUUUGCCUGGCUAUGCAGUCGGUGGACACUCCGGUUCUGGCCAAGACGCCCGCCGUGGCGCUGUCCCCGGACAGGACGGUGGACCUGAACCAGACCGUCUGGGGCACGGCCAACAGAAGUUUGGCGGAUCAGCACAAGUUCAGCAGCCUGGAGGACAUCGACGUGUCCGCCGACGGCAGCCCCGCGCUGCGGAUCUUCAUCUCCACCGUGUACUCUGCCGUGUGCGCGGUAGGAUUGGUUGGCAACCUGCUUGUGUUUUUAUUGAUGAAGAUCAAGCAUGGGCGCAAAACCAACGCGGUGAACUUCUUCGUGGUCAACCUGGCCGUCACGGACUUCCAGUUCGUCCUCACAUUGCCCUUCUGGGCCGUGGACACUGCGCUGGACUUCAGCUGGCCGUUUGGAGACGCCAUGUGCAAAAUCAUCCUUUCGGUGACGGUGAUGAACAUGUACGCGAGCGUCUUCUUCCUCACGGCCAUGAGCAUCACGCGUUACUGGGCAGUAGCCUCCGGGUUAAAGCGCAGGGGCGCGCGCCGCUCCGGCGUCUCCGUCAAGUGGGUGUGCGCCGUACUCUGGGUUUUGGCCACCGUGGCCACGGCACCCACAUCGGUGUUCUCCACCGUGACCGUGGUAGCUGGAGAGAAGCUCUGCCUCCUCCGGUUCCCCGAGGGCCACCACUGGCUGGCACUGUACCAUCUCCAGAAGAUCCUCAUCGCCUUCAUCCUGCCCAUGAUCAUCCUCUCCAUCUGCUACCUGAUGCUCCUGAGGUUCAUCAGGCGCAGGAGCAUGAAGAGCAGCCGACCGCGGAGGAGGUCCACCGUCACCAAAUCAGUCACUGUGGUGGUCCUCUCCUUUUUCAUUUGUUGGAUGCCCAACCACGCCAUCACGCUGUGGGGCGUUCUGGUGAAGUUUAACGCGGUCUACUGGGACAAAACCUACUACACGGUCCACACCUAUGUGUUCCCGCUCACCGUGUGUCUCGCGCACACCAACAGCUGUUUGAACCCGGUGCUGUACUGCCUGAUGCGCAGGGAGUUCAGGAAGAUGCUGAAAAACCUGUUCUGGCGCUUCUCCGCUCCAUCCGUCUCCAACGGAGGCACGGUCCACCCGGAGCCGGACGACACGCACUACCGCAUCCCACUCAACACCGUCGACACCGAGCUCUGCCAGAUCUCCACCCCUCCCGUUAAACUGCUGCCGCCCGUCGCCUCGUGCUCCUAUUUUGAGCGCGCGCCCUCCGAAAAGGAUUAAUCAACCCAGCCACGCGCAAAAAACAGAGAUGUCCAGACUCUCGUGCUUUAUCAGAUCCGUUUGCCCUGAUACUGGUGAUGAAAGCUAUUUUAUUUAUUUAUUUAUUUUUCAUACCUUAACUAGUUUUUCAAAUUUUGAUUGUUUCGAUUUAUUUAUUUGCUCGUGUGUCCCCUAGUUAAAUUAUUGUUUUUUUUUAUUUAGACUUUUGUUUGAUUGUUGUAUGUGUCCUAAAUAAAAUGAGCGAUUUAAUGUAGAUGUCCAAAGGUUUAUGUGGCCACUUCUGUGUUAAUUUUUUUAUUUGUUACAUAUAAAGAGAUCUGUUUGCUCAAAUGUCGAAGAGGAGUAAUCCAUAUCAUAUUUAUUCAAUGAUUUAGUUGAACAUUUAUUUAACUAUUUAUUAUAUAUAAAGUAAUUGGUGGAUUUGUCGAAAAUUCGAUGUUGACCGGCCUGGAAUUAUCUAUUUGUUUGUUUAUUUUUUAUUUGCUUGUUUGUUUAUAAAAAAUAAUAAAUGGGUUGCCUUUUUGAAUAUGUUUGUUCAAAUGUUGAUUUAAGAUGCCCCCUUCUGGAUUUGUUUAUUUAAUUACUUAUUUGUUUGUUUGUUUUUUGGUAUAAACAAAGGAGAUUUUUAACUGGCUUUGUUAAUUCAUGUGGCAAUUAUACAUAUAUGAUUAUACAUUUUAAUUAUCAGAUUAUUUGUAAAUAAAGGCCACUAUUUGUAAUAAAUCUGUUCGUCCAAAAUGUUGAUUAGGAUUUGUUUGUUUAUUUGUUUGAAUCAAAUCCUUAUAUUGGAUUUGUUUGCCUGAAUGUGGCCUUGUGGGACAUCAGUUUUUUUUGUUUCUUUUUUUUCCGGUUGUAUUUUUCCCUUCUGCAGACAAACAGUUCUGGGCAGCGGGUAUCUGACUGGGAUCUUGAUGAGGAUUGUUGAUUUAUUUAAAUGAGGUAAAUUGUUUUGUGUACCCCGUGUAACCCCCACUAAUCUCACAGCGCACAAUUCAGCCUGUAAAUAUAAAGCAAGAUUAAAUGCUAUGCUGGAUUUAAUGUAUAUUUUGAACGGAACACUGAACAGAAUGUUGCUGUUAUCCUCUGUAUGUGUGUGUGUGUGUGUGUGUGAGAGAGAGAGAGAGAGAGAGAGAGAGAGAGAGAGAGAGAGAGACUGAUUGGAGCUAAUCAGGUCUGUCUCUG
Molecule: messenger RNA, 2504 nt
Organism: Astyanax mexicanus (Mexican tetra)
Lineage: Eukaryota; Metazoa; Chordata; Actinopteri; Characiformes; Acestrorhamphidae
Gene: rxfp3.3a2
Product: relaxin family peptide receptor 3.3a2
Exons: 1
Coding region: 87-1322 (411 amino acids)
Biological process (GO): immune response; G protein-coupled receptor signaling pathway
Cellular component (GO): membrane
Molecular function (GO): G protein-coupled receptor activity
Source: RefSeq, a predicted model, not a curated record